Notodromas monacha is the source of this 2455-nucleotide messenger RNA. NCBI's taxonomy places the organism in Eukaryota, Metazoa, Arthropoda, Ostracoda, Podocopida, Cyprididae. The record is from the annotation of a GenBank genome assembly.
GUGUUUUGUUCUCGUUUGUAGGGUUUUUAGAAAAUGGCGGAAUUCUCCGCGGAGUCGAUAAAAGUGAUCGCGGAGUCUAUAGGCAUUGUUUUGCCGGAUCAUGCUGCGAAAGAGCUUUCGGAUGAUGUGACUUUCCGAGUGCGACACAUUAUUCAGGACGCCUCAAAGUUUAUGGUCCACUCGAAACGAGACAAAAUGCUCACGUGGGACAUUGAUCAUACGUUGAAAUCGAAGAAUGUUGAGCCGAUUUAUGGCUUCAGGGCUGCCGAAAGUAUUCCGUUCCGAUUUGCCAGUGGUGGAGGAAGAGAGCUGUUUUUCAAUGAAGAAAAGGAGAUUGAGCUCGGAGACCUCGUCAAUGCGCCUGUGCCGAAAGUUCCUUCAGAUGCCCAACUGAAAGUGCAUUGGCUGGCGAUUGAUGGAAUUCAGCCGUCUAUUCCGGAAAAUCCUCCACCGAUUGGCAAGGAUUUGCAGAAGAGGGAUUCGUCGGAUCCCGCUGCCAAAAUCAUUCCGGGAACUGCUGCUCAUCCUCAACCUCCACAAACAGGAAAACUGAGGAAAGAACUGAAGACGGAAGAGAUGGUGAAAAUCAAGGAUCUGGCCACUCACGAGCUUUCUGUGGAACAGCAACUUUACUACAAGGAAAUCACAGAGGCUUGCGUCGGAGCGGAUGAGGCCCGAAGAACUGCAAGUUUUUCCACGUCGACUUUUCGAACGAAGAUUCUUUUUUUUAACUUGUUUUUCGGGUUAGAAGCACUUCAGUCGUUGUCGUCGGACCCAGGAUUGCAUCAGAUGCUGCCUCGCCUGUGCACAUUCAUUGCAGAAGGCGUUCGGGUGAACGUGGUGCAAAAGAACCUUGCCCUUCUUAUUUACCUCAUGCGAAUGUGCAAAGCCCUUCUGGAUAAUUCUUCGCUUUCGUUGGAACGAUACUUGCACGAGUUGAUACCGGCAGUGACGAGUUGCAUGGUGAGCAAACAGUUGUGCAACCGACCCGACGUUGACAAUCACUGGGCCUUACGAGAUUUUGCUGCCAAAUUGUUGGCGCAAAUGUGCAGAGCGUUUCAUACGUCUGCGAAUCAGCUGCAAACCCGCGUCACUAGGAUGCUCACCAAAGCUUUGACUUCGGAUUCCACUCACUUGACAGGAAAAUAUGGUGCUAUAACUGGUAUUGCCGAGCUGGGAAUGGAUUGUAUCAAAAACUUCCUCAUCCCCCUGCUCAAGCAACUCGGGGAGAAGCUUCGAUCUCACCUGGAAACCGGAGGACCCGGAAGUAUGCAUCCCUACGCUUCCGGACAAGGCGCUUCCUCCAAUGCGGACCGAGUGGCUGCAGUGCACAUUCAAACCCUGUUGGUCAAGUCGUGUGUGUCGGCUCUGAAGAUUUGUCGGAACCUGCCGGACGUGUUGGACCAGUAUCGGGCAGAGUUUGGGUUCCUCGGCCCGGCAUUGCACAAUGGAGUGUCGAAGGCUCGGGCCCAGACGGCGGCGGGAAAAUUGCACGAGUUGAUACCGGCAGUGACGAGUUGCAUGGUGAGCAAACAGUUGUGCAACCGACCCGACGUUGACAAUCACUGGGCCUUGCGAGAUUUUGCUGCCAAAUUGUUGGCGCAAAUGUGCAGAGCGUUUCACACGUCUGCGAAUCAGCUGCAAACCCGCGUCACUAGGAUGCUCACCAAAGCUUUGACUUCGGAUUCCACUCACUUGACAGGAAAAUAUGGUGCUAUCACUGGUAUUGCCGAGCUGGGAAUGGAUUGUAUCAAAAACUUCCUCAUCCCCCUGCUCAAGCAACUUGGGGAGAAGCUUCGAUCUCACCUGGAAACUGGAGGACCCGGAAGUAUGCAUCCCUACGCUUCCGGACAAGGCGCUUCCUCCAAUGCGGACCGAGUGGCUGCAGUGCACAUUCAAACCUUGUUGGUCAAAUCGUGUGUGUCGGCUCUGAAGAUUUGUCGGAACCUGCCGGACGUGUUGGACCAGUAUCGGGCGGAGUUUGGGUUCCUCGGCCCGGCAUUGCACAAUGGAGUGUCGAAGGCUCGGGCCCAGACGGCGGCGGGAAAAGUUCAACGCGCUCCUGGUGGUGGUUUUUAGAAAGAAAAAAGAAGAAAAAAACGUUGUGUUUUCUUGUUUUUUUUUUCUUUUCUUUUUUAUUGAUUGAUUGAAUGUUUGAAAAGUAUGAAUUAUUGUAUUGUGGAAGUACACUUGCAUAUCAAGUAAUUUUCGAGUUUUUUCGGAUGGCUUUAUUUUUCGAUGAAUCUUUGGCUGACAUCUGCUGGAAUGUAUUGCCUCAUUCGUUGCUGCAGCUGGCAGUUCAGUUAGAUGUCGCUGCUGUAUUAUUCCGCGCUGUCUAUUGUUGUGUAAAUGACGAAUGAAAUAAGUGAAGGGUGGCCUCAAGUGCACUGUAGAAUUCAGAUGCUUACGCGUUCCUAAUUUAACGGAAAUAAAUAGUAAAUCCAAUGUAAAAAUA